GUAAUUUCCUAUUUUCUUUUAGACCUGAAGUUACAGAUGACUUGACAAAUUUUGAGAAUCCAUCAGCUUGCUGGUCGGAUGAUCUUAGAGGUGGAAAGCCUGUUCGACUAUCUGGGAUAUUUGAUAAACUUACUUACCAAGUGCGGAAGGCAUUUUUCUUUCAAUCAAUGAAAUAUUCCUUAAGUACAGCACAUUGUGAUAUUAAGUCAAAGGAUGGACGUGUAGCAAAGAUUCAUUUUCUGAUUGAAAGCACUGGGAAAGAUGUACCUAUCAUACAUCCAGAUAACUUUGGGUAUGUGCGUGUAGAUAAAAGUUCGCCAGUUGCCUUGCAAGAGCAGAAAGAAAUCUUUCUGCUCCCAACUGUUCACUUCUCCAACUUCUUAGAUAUGGAGAUUCAUGUUAGACUCAGUGAUACAGGUCUGCCAUCUACUAAUGGUGUUGACUGCAUAUGCAAUGAGGCAACUAUUCCCUCUGGGUCGUUUGUCAACUUAUAUGCAAAUCCUGCUGCUAUUUAUUUUAUUGUUACCUUAACUUCCUUUGGUACAAGCUGCAAACCAAUAAAUAGUAGUGACAGUGCGAAAUGGCUGCAGAAGCGCAAAACUAAAGUUCAGUUUUUGGAUAUCGAAUUAGAUUUUGGCAAUGGCAAGUAUUUUGCAUUGCUAAGAUUAUAUCGUGGACAGAGAGGGAUAUUGGAGGCUGCUGUCUUUACUUCUUACACCUUGGAGAAUAAUACUGAAUUUUCUUUGUUCUAUUUUCCUGCAAAUCACAAGUUUGUUUCUAGGCAUGAGGUGGAAAAUAUUGGUUCUGCGGUGCCUCCAGAAUUAGGAUCUUAUCUUCCUCCCGGAUCAACAAAAUCAUGGUUCAGCAAAUGCCACAAGGUGCACAUUACACUCUUGGCUGAAAGAGCCUCUAAAGCACCCUUGGACUUGGACGCUUUAUCAGGCCUUACAGAGGUGAACCUUGAAGUGGAAGGAGAAUUUGGUUCCAAAACUGUUACAAAGUUGGGAGUCUCUUUGAAACCAUCUGUUAGCAAAGUAGUGCCCCUGCAGGUUGUAUCAAUGUAUCCCAGAUAUGUCAUACUAAAUGAGUCAGAUGAAGUCAUCACUGUUCGUCAAUGUUUUUUGGAGGAGGAUGGGACUGACACAACUGUUACACUCAACAGUAAGCAGAGAGCAGCAUUAACUUUGAGGAGUGGAAAUGGGAUGACAACAAUUAAAAGACGCACCCUCUUUGAGAAUUUUCUCAAAAAGCAUGCAAAAUCCCAAAAUGAUUCGUCUUUUUUUGUCCAAUUUCAACCCAAUAAGGCCAGUUUCUCCUGGUCUGGGCCAGUUUGUAUUGCUUCACUUGGACGCUUUUUUCUUAAAUUCAAGAAGUCGACCGAGUAUUCUGCUCAACAAUCAGAUCCUGCAACUCAGCAUAAUUCAGCCAUGUGUGAAUUUGCCACUGUUCAUGUGGUUGAAGAUGGUCCUACAAUUGUUUUACGAUUCUGUUGGCCAGCAAAUAUGGACCUGCCUUACCGGAUUGAAAACCGCUUGGAAAAUACUUCUAUUACAUAUUAUCAGAAGGAGGGUUUAACAGAGCCGGAGGUUUUGGCAUCUGGAAGUAGUGUUGGCUAUGUCUGGGAUGACCUGACACAUGCUCAUAAGCUUGUUGUCCAGAUUGACGCUGUACAUCUACUACGUGAAAUAAACUUGGAUAAAGUACGUGAAUGGAAACCAUUUUACAGGAUUAAGCAACAGAGAGGUCUAGGUUUUCACUUACCUCUGGAAAAGAAGACAGAAGAUUCAAAGAAAAAUAGAUAUGGGCAGUUAACUGGCAUGGAGAUCAUUAAGUUGGGUUACGAAGUAUAUGCAGAGGGCUUGACUAGGGUUCUGAGAAUUUGUGAGUUUUCUGAUAGACGCAGAGGGGACACUUCAUUCCGUUCCUGCACAAAGAUGCAGCUAAGAAUCUCCUCUUUUGCAAUUCAAUUACUGGAACGUGCAAAGCAAGAUUUAGGUGACAAGGAUAAGGGCAAUGCAUUGAUCUACAAUCCAAUCAUUAUGGCAAGACUAAAUAGGAUAGACUUUGACGCCAUGUUUGCUGAAAGGCACAAGUUCAACCAUCUCAGGGUACAGUCACUGAGUGUGGAGCCUAAGUGGGUAGGAGCUCCUUUUGCAUCAAUGCUUCGGAGGCACCAAAUAGAAAAUUGUGACGCAAAUGAUCGAGUCCUCCGCAUUGGACUUGUUCUAGCUUCAUCAAGUUCUAGUGUCAAACAAGUCAAACACUUAUCAAUUGUUCUUCAGCCCCUUGAUUUCAACCUCGAUGAGGAGACAUUAAUGAGAAUUGUUCCUUUCUGGAGAACGUCCCUCAGCGAUACAAAUACUCCAAGUCAAAAGUAUUACAUUGAUCAUUUUGAGAUCCAUCCUGUUAAGGUUGUGGCAAGCUUUCUUCCUGGGGAAUCUUAUGCCAGCUAUAGCUCCACGCAGGAGACGCUAAGAUCUUUACUUCACAGUGUUAUAAAGGAGUUGUCAAUUAAAUGUGCCCAACAUUAUUCUUGGUACGCAAUGAGAGCAAUCUACAUUGCAAAGGGAAGUCCCUUGCUGCCACCAGCUUUUGCUUCUAUUUUUGACGACUUAGCUUCAUCAUCUCUUGAUGUUUUCUUUGAUCCUUCUAGUGGGCUUCUUAAUCUUCCUGGACUCACCGUUGGUACUUUCAAACUCAUUAGUAAGUGUAUUGAUGGUAAAGGGUUUUCUGGAACAAAAAGAUACUUCGGUGAUCUAGGGAAAACUUUAAAAUCAGCAGGAUCAAAUAUCCUUUUUGCUGCUGUCACUGAAAUAUCAGACUCGGUUCUGAAAGGAGCAGAAGCUAGCGGAUUAAACGGAAUGGUGUAUGGUUUUCAUCAAGGAAUACUUAAAUUGGCAAUGGAACCUACGGUAUUGGGGAGUGCUUUCAUGGAAGGUGGCCCUAAUCGAAAAAUUAGGCUUGAUCGAAGUCCUGGGGUUGAUGAGCUUUACAUUGAAGGGUAUCUGCAAGCCAUGUUAGAUACAUUGUAUAAGCAAGAAUACCUGACAGUCAGAGUCAUUGACAACCAGGUUAUCCUCAAGAACCUACCACCAAGCAGUUCUCUUAUAGAGGAGAUUGUGGAACGCGUGAAGGGAUUUCUUGUGAGCAAAGCGUUGUUGAAAGGAGAUCCUUCAAUAGCUUCUCGCUCCUUGCGUCACAUUAGAGGGGAACGUGAAUGGAAACUAGUACCAACAGUGCUGACCUUGAUUGAACACCUUUUUGUGAGUUUUGCAAUUGGGGUGUUACGGAAGCAAGCUGGUAAAGUAGUUGGGAAAGUUAAUUGGAUGCAGAAAGUUGAAGCUGAUGAUCAGAAAGCCAUUGUGCCCACAUCUGGGGGUGGUUACCAAAAGCUGAACUUUGUCUGGAAAUGGGGAAUCGGAAAGUUUGUUUUCUCAGGGAUGCUAGCAUAUGUGGAUGGACGAUUAUGUCGCUAUAUUCCUAAUCCUAUAGCCAGAAGGAUUGUUAGUGGCUUCCUGUUAAGUUUUCUGGAGAGAAACGACGAAUAAUUAUCGUUUUCUUCAGCUUUCUCAUUAACUAUAAAUGGCAAGUGCACUUUAUUCAGAGGCUUCCUUAUCAAAGGAUAAAGAUCACCCCCUCCCCUUUCAAUUAUAGGAUGCUAUUUGAUUGGCUAUGGAAUUUAAGAAAUAUUGUCAAUACAUACCUUAAUCAUAUAUAAUCUAUCUAUCUAUAUUAUUAUAAAA
Nicotiana attenuata is the source of this 3743-nucleotide messenger RNA. RefSeq lists its product as uncharacterized. NCBI's taxonomy places the organism in Eukaryota, Viridiplantae, Streptophyta, Magnoliopsida, Solanales, Solanaceae. Gene Ontology annotation, biological process: protein retention in Golgi apparatus; protein targeting to vacuole. Gene Ontology annotation, cellular component: extrinsic component of membrane. The record is from RefSeq and is a predicted model, not a curated record.